Messenger RNA from Copidosoma floridanum, 2052 nucleotides. RefSeq lists its product as uncharacterized. Gene Ontology annotation, biological process: proteolysis. Lineage: Eukaryota; Metazoa; Arthropoda; Insecta; Hymenoptera; Encyrtidae. The record is from RefSeq and is a predicted model, not a curated record. Gene Ontology annotation, molecular function: serine-type endopeptidase activity.
UGCAUCGCUUAUUAGUGCUCUGGCAGAGUGGCGGCUCGGGCUGAUGAGCUCCGGUCUCGUCGUACAUCGGCACGUGGGUCCACUCAUCGCACGCACGCACAAGUACACACGAUAUAAUUAUAUAUAUUAGCGGGUUGCGGAGGUGGUGCGCAUACACGUAUUUGAUGUACAUUUAAUGCAACGGGUGGGCAGCAUGAGGCGCGGGUCCAGCCCGCACCAGCGAGGAUGAUGCUCGGCGUCCUCCUCCUGCUCCGACUCCUCGCUCUCGGCUUAAGCGCCGAGUGGUCCAGGCCACCCCCCAUUCCCGCAACGAAUCCCGGUCGGACGGCAGUGGCUGCCUUCAAUGAUCGAGUCUACCCGAACCAAAGGCCUCGCCAUGAAAGCCAAAGCACAAAAUCAUCAUCGUCACUAGAAACAGUAUUCAGCGAGUGGAGCAAGUGGUCGGUCUGCGACAACAAGUACUGCACGCAAAAUCGCGUGCGAAGGUGCAAAGCGAAAAACAAAUGCGGAAACGCGGUGAUACGAGAUGAGAGACCCUGCGUUCACGAGGGGAGCGCGCGACGCCGCAGAUCGAGAAACUGCAACCAGCAGUACCAGCAGAGGGCGGCUCGUCGAAAAGCUCACCGAUUUCACAUUGUACAGGUACCUGAAAAAGCGAGACCACGCCACGGACGGGGUAAAGACGAGGACGAGACCGUGGGCGGCUGGUUCGGCGGCCACUACGGAAAAUGGAGCAAAUGGUCAGAGUGCACCAAGUCUUGCACCACCCACCGACGCAGGUGGUGCAGGAUGCCCGGCUUUUGCUGGAAGGAAGUCAUUCGCCAAAGCGCCUACUGUUACGUCGAGGGGAGUUACUGUCAAAAAUGGAUCAGUAGGAUAAUUCGCAAUAAUUACGAGGACGCGAGUGGCGAUCGUUACGAUCUAAGCUUGAAUGGGAUAGAAAAUUCGACCACCAAAGAAGAAAAUAACUGGAAGUGCGGGGUGUCGAGGAAAAAUUCGGGACUGGCUUACUUAACGAGGAUCAUUGGUGGCCGUCCCACGGCACCCGGCAGCUGGCCUUGGCAAGUUGCAGUCUUGAAUCGAUACGGAGAGGCUUUUUGCGGUGGUACCUUGGUUUCUCCGCGCUGGGUUUUGACUGCCGCUCACUGUGUUCGCAAAAGACUUUCCGUUCGCAUCGGGGAGUACAACCUCUCGGUGAUAGAGGGCUCUGAAAUUGAAUUGAAGGUCGACUAUUCGAUUACUCAUCCAAAGUACAAUGCACAUACUGUGGAUAACGAUAUUGCUCUACUACGUUUACCGGUGACGCUGACGCCGUCGGAUACAAGAGGUAUCGCGUGUUUGCCAACUGCUUGGCAAGAUUUGCCCUCCGAUCAGCUUUGCACGAUUAUCGGCUGGGGCAAGUCAAACACGUCACAUGAAUUUGGUACCGACGUUCUCCACGAAGCGAGGAUACCAAUAGUCUCGGAUGAGAUGUGUAGAAAUGUGUACGUUGACUACAAAAUUACGAGUAACAUGUUUUGUGCCGGUUAUCGGCGAGGAAGAAUGGAUUCGUGUGCAGGUGACAGUGGAGGUCCUCUUCUUUGCAAGGAUCCGGAAAAAACAGAUCAUCCUUGGACAGUCUUUGGGAUUACUAGUUUCGGUGAAGGCUGUGGUAAACGCGGCAAGUACGGAAUUUAUGCGCGUCUAUCCAAUUACGUUAAUUGGAUAGUCAAAACUAUUAAGCAAACAGAUGCCUACACGGUUCGAUAGUUCAAAUUUACUUAAUUAUUAAUGUGCAAGAGUUAGUGAAUUAGUUACAGUGUUUAAUAAUAUGUGUUUGUCUCUGUAGAGAAGUCAGUAAUUUAUAAAUAUUAAUUUAUUUUUUACUAUCGAACAAAUCGUAAUGCCAUCGAAAAAGUUGACUAGCAUGUAAAGAGUUGCCUUUUAGAUUUUCGUAAAACCAUGUAUACUGGACCAAUUUUUCCUGUACAACGGUCUCGCUAGUUUAACAAGGUGGAAAAAAACAUUAACUAUUUUUUGUAUGAGAUUUUUCAAAAUAAAUAACAGCUUGGA